UCCUUGCCUUUUGUGUCAGUUCAUUAUCAUAUGACAAAAGUUAGUUGUCAGUUUUCGAGUGUCUGCGUCCUCUCGGCUCCUUGUUUUCGUGUUGGAUUUUGAGAACUUUGAAGAUGAGGGUGUGGAUUGUCUUCCUAAUGUGCCUGGCUGGCCAUGCCAUGGCUGCUCCUACUGAGGAGCAGCCCAUCAUUGAUGAGGAGCCCAUCAUGGAUGAGGCUCUUGUGGCUGAGGAGCCAGUUGUUGAGGAGGCCGAUGUUGGGGCCAACCCAGUGCAGAUCGAGAUCGGAGAGUUUGACGAGGCCAUUGAGGUUCCUGAAGAAGACGUUGUUUCUGACAAUCCCUGCCUGAACCACCACUGCAAGAAGGGGAAAGUGUGUGAGGUUGAUGAGGAGAACACCCCCAUGUGUGUGUGCCAAGACCCCUCCACCUGCCCUGCUGCUGAGGGAGAGUUUGAGCAUGUCUGCGGAACCGACAACAAGACCUAUGACACCUCUUGCCAAUUCUUUGCCACCAAGUGCACCCUGGAGGGAACCAAGAAGGGCCACAAGCUGCACCUGGACUACAUCGGACCCUGCAAAUUCAUUGAGCCCUGCAUGGACACAGAGCUGAAUGAGUUCCCCCUGCGUAUGAGGGACUGGCUGAAGAACGUUCUCGUGACUCUGUACGAGCGCGAUGAGGACAACAACCUGCUGACUGAGAAGCAGAAGCUCAGGGUGAAGAAGAUCUACGAGAACGAGAAGAGGCUGCAGGCUGGUGAGCACUCUCUGGAUCUGCUGGCUCAUGACUUCGAGAAGAACUACAACAUGUACAUCUUCCCUGUCCACUGGCAGUUUGGCCUGCUCGACCAGCAUCCCUUCGACGGAUACCUGACCCACACAGAGCUGUCCCCCCUGCGCGCUCCUCUCAUCCCCAUGGAGCACUGCACCACCCGCUUCUUCGACCAGUGCGACGCUGACGGCGACAAAUACAUCGCUCUGGAGGAGUGGGCCAGCUGCUUCGGCAUCAAGGAGCAGGAUGUUGACAAAGACUUGAUCAUCUGAGCUCCUCUGAGCAGCAGUUUGACAACUCCUAGUCACUACUAACAGGACGAGGUGCUGAUCCCUAAGUUAAAUAAAUCACAGUAACGGUGCUAAUGGCAAAUCAUUUUCUUGUUUUGUUUAAAUAAUGACCUUUCCUACCUAUACCACUAAAAAAAAAAAAGAUUAUAAAUGAGAAAUGUGCACAGUCUGUACUAACCAACCAUCACAUUUUGUUUCAUGAAUUCCCCAGUAAAGCAAACUAAAGACCUCUGAUGUAAAUGUAUGUUAUUGACAUGAUUAUGUGCUAUGAUCUGUUCAGGGCUUUAAAUUGGAGAUCAGUUUGAAACAUUAUCUCGAGGAGACAAAACUGUAAAGAUGAAAUAAAGUUUCUAAAUAAAUGCU
Labrus bergylta (ballan wrasse) is the source of this 1421-nucleotide messenger RNA. It is a transcript of the gene sparc, whose product is annotated as secreted protein, acidic, cysteine-rich (osteonectin). Gene Ontology annotation, molecular function: protein binding; collagen binding; extracellular matrix binding. Gene Ontology annotation, biological process: anatomical structure development. The record is from RefSeq and is a predicted model, not a curated record. Lineage: Eukaryota; Metazoa; Chordata; Actinopteri; Labriformes; Labridae.